Molecule: messenger RNA, 2051 nt
Organism: Vidua macroura (Pin-tailed whydah)
Lineage: Eukaryota; Metazoa; Chordata; Aves; Passeriformes; Viduidae
Product: histone H2A.J
Exons: 1
Coding region: 292-735 (147 amino acids)
Cellular component (GO): nucleosome
Molecular function (GO): DNA binding; structural constituent of chromatin; protein heterodimerization activity
Source: RefSeq, a predicted model, not a curated record
GGCGGACUUGGCCGGCUCGGGCAUUUUGGCAGCGCUUUUCCACCCGGAGGAAGCUCAGCACACAAAAUGGCCGCAGCGGCCGCUAUUUAUACAGACACGUAUGCAAAUUUCAGGCAUCAGCUCGGCGCAAUGCCAUUGGGCCUUUCCACACCGGGCUCGUCUUCGUCGCCGAUUGGUCACAACACGAUCCGUCCGCUCAUUGGUUCUUUCGGCAGUGCCCGGUUCCAGCCAAUCUCCGCGGGCUCAUCCCGCCCAGGGAAGGGAUAAAAGGGGAGCGGCGCUUGCGUCAGUAUGAUUGUCUCGGUUGUCGUCUGUGUCCGCCUGUGUCCCAUCCAGUCUUCCAGCAUGUCCGGCCGCGGGAAACAGGGAGGCAAGGUUCGAGCCAAGGCCAAGUCGCGCUCGUCGCGGGCCGGGCUGCAGUUCCCUGUCGGCCGUGUCCAUCGGCUUCUCCGAAAAGGUAACUACGCGGAGCGGGUGGGUGCCGGAGCUCCCGUCUACAUGGCGGCCGUGCUGGAGUACCUGACGGCCGAGAUCCUGGAGCUGGCGGGCAACGCGGCCCGCGACAACAAGAAGACGCGCAUCAUCCCCCGCCACCUGCAGCUCGCCAUCCGCAACGACGAGGAGCUCAACAAGCUGCUGGGCAAGGUGACCAUCGCGCAGGGCGGCGUGCUGCCCAACAUCCAGGCCGUGCUGCUGCCCAAGAAGACUGAGAGCCAUAAAGCUAAAAGCAAAUAAAUCUGGCGAGCAAAGCUACUCAGACUUUGCACGACGUAAAAUUUUAAACAAAAGGCUCUUUUCAGAGCCACCCACGUAGUCAGAAAAGAGUUGUGUUGCUUUCUUUACACAGGUGCUCUGAUGCGGAGUCUUCAAUUGUACUAAAUUUAACUCAAACGAACUUAGUGUUGCGCUAUUUUAAAACUUUGUUUCUACUGAAGAAGGCUGAUACAUUUGCUUUCCAACCCGUGUUUCUAAGUUGAUGUUAAUAUUUUUGUAAUGAUUUCUUGUUUCAUUUUUUCAUUGUAACACUCAGUAAAGAGCUGGUACUUCGUGGUUCUGCUCACCUUUCAUGGUUCCACAGCUUACUUAGGGUGUAGAAUACAGGACGGUGGUUGAAGCACGGGUGGGAGUGGCAAAAGCUAUGCAGCAUGGAGAUAAAUAGGAGACCAUCCUAAACCCUAGAUGUAGCUACAUCUAACAAUGAAAAAAGGAUUUCUUCAUUCCCUUUAAAGGCCUUUAUUCUUUAAAAGUUGCUAAGUUCCCUAUGUGUUAAAUACAUGUAGAAAUAAAAUGAGAAAUGCCUUAGCAAAAAUUGCAUUUGAUCUAUAUCUCUACUUAGUGAGACCUGCACUCUAAAGGAAAAGUGUAACACUCAUUCAGGAGCACCUUGUAGCGGUAGCAUAUUCCCAUUUUAAAAGGCAUUUUCAAACUUUCUACUCAUAACUUCUCUCACUGUUCGUUGCUACUCCUCUUCUUGUAUCAAUUAACAGUGGGUAAUAUUGAGUUUUCUAUAUUGUUGGCACAAAUAUCACCCCAGAGCACAACCUUAGAUCUCUUCAUACUCAUUAGUAUAAAUUAUGAGAAAUACUGUCUGACUGAUUCCUCUUGCUAGGAUAUUCCCGGAAGCCUAUCUGAUGAUCUGUAGGACACUGCACUGAGGUGAUUGGUCUCAUCUUUGCUGCACCUCUGCUCUUUCCAUCCCCUGGAGAGAAAGAGGAGUGCUCUGGGCUUGUGGGAAGGCAAUUCUCCCACUGCCUCCUCAUCAUCCCCAAGCUGUAGCAGAGAGGCUUUUUAGGCAGCAUUGUGCCAUGGCCAAAGCGGGGCAUCAGGGAUCAUUUGUGGAGAGAAAUAUAAAGAGAGCUGCUGGAGCACCAGACUAAUCUUUUGUAGUGAUGGUAUCUGUGUCUAAAGGUUUUGUUUUUAAGUGAACACGUUUUGGAUUGUAGUGGUUUUAUUAUGCUGUUUUAUUGAUCAUUUACUACAGCUAAAUAUCUCUGGCCCUUACACUUCUUCUUUAAAAACUGCAAUGGUAAAUAAAAUUUUAUUUUAACAUG